Durusdinium trenchii is the source of this 1118-nucleotide messenger RNA. NCBI's taxonomy places the organism in Eukaryota, Dinophyceae, Suessiales, Symbiodiniaceae. The record is from the annotation of a GenBank genome assembly.
CCCCUUUCAUCUCCAUUCCAAGAACACCCACCCCGCAUUACUCGCUAAUUAGAACCAUUUAUUGAUUACGUAAUGUUUAUUUCGGAGUAGAAUAGGGGUGUUGUUUACUAAUCAAUGGACAUUACUGAUGUGGCCCUCAACAACCCCACAGCAAAGCUGGCCCAAUGUGACUUGCACAGAACAAGUGUUUUGGCUGUUUACCGCUCAAAUUUGCUCGACGGUCCACUGAAGCAGGGCGGCGUCAUCCCUGAGCCGCUAUUUGACUGAAACGUUGGGCGCUGGCUGCUCAGAAUGACGGAUGCUGUAGAAUGGGCCACGAUGAAAGCCUCGGAGGGAGUUAUGAGCGGACAGAUUAAUGAGCACUGGCUUUUCUGUAUUCCAGUGCAAGUUGGUCCUGCUACAGAGUACGCACGUAGUGUAAGACAUUGGUAUGCCUUUAUCAUCCUGCUGCAAGCUGCGCAAGUGGUUGCCCAGCUAAUCAUCAAGACUGAUUUGCUUCAGUCUGUCUUAAUGGCGGUUUCAGUCUUGCUCGGCUUGUAUGGUUGGUAUCAGGAUUUGAAUAUCACCUGGGUUUGUUUGUGGGGCCUGAUCUCGGUCGUUCUGGGAGUCAUGGCCAUCAUCUCAGAGUUGAUUCCGGCCAUAACUGGGGUUCUCAGCUUCGAUAUUUUCGGUCUUCUUCUCAUCAUCAGUGUGCCUUUGGUGUACUUCCUAGCCGCGGCUUUCUCGUGGCAUCUUUACAAUGACUAUGCUGCGGAUCAUGGACGAGCAGCUUCAUCCUUUGACCCUUUCGCCAAAUAUAGCAAGUAUGACCCUUUAGCCAAGGUGCCCAUGUCAGACAGCAUCAUGGACCAGACUGCCGACCGCCUGUUUGAUUCCCACACACCCGGGGCUUUUAGCUACGGUGCUGCAGAGACGCGGCGAGAGCGCGGCGGGAUUUGCUGCUAGCGGCCCUCAUAGCUCAGUUGUGCCUUGGUUUCACAGACCGCUUGAAGGGGAGGAGGUGAAGCAGUGAUAGUUCCUGAAUAAUCAUGCACAAGUGGCGUGAUGGCUGCGAUGAUGUCGUGCCUAGCUUGGAAACAUGCGGAAAAGGUGCGUUUAUUGAUAAGGGAUGCCCUGCC